AUGGGCCGCCACGACCGUAAGCAAUGGUAUGGCACAUCGCCGUCCUAUUGGCGUGGAGCGUGGUCCAACGAUCGCCAGAAGCAAAGAAGAGAGAAGCCGGAGGCGAAGGAAUCCACAAUUUUGGCCUCCUAUUUGGAUGCCAAGGUGGAGCCUGGGACAUCUGCGACAAAGCCAGUGGAGACAAAGAAUGCGCACGCUAUGGAGACGGGAGAAGGCGAUUUCCUGAAGAUCCUGCAGCGGCACAUCAAUGGUGCGAGAAAGGCGGAAACAAAAACCCGCAAGAUCUCGGAAGAAUUGGAGCUCAGACAUGCCAAAUGGCAGAAGUUCCAAUCGGAACUCAGAAUGGCAUUUCACAAGGAGAAGGAGAAAUUCGAUACCGACACGGCCCGACUUGGUGCAGAGCUGAAGGAGGCCCAGGCGGCAUCCGAGACAGCCAGUGCCUUCUUGAAGAACAUGAUGCAACAGGCCUUGCCGGAGAUGCAGUUGGAGGUGCCUACACCCAGACCUGCCGACACCAUGGACGAUGCUGCUUGGCAUGCUCUCAUUGCCUCCAAUGCGGACGAGGACGACGAAGCCGACGACCAGCAGGCCAGGGAGUACCUCCAGCGAGCUUUGGAGGCAGCCAGGGCCGAUGCACGUCAAGCACGAGAGCGCUUGAAGACAAGCCAGCAAAGGACAGCAGACCUCAAUGCCAGUGGUGGUCAUGGAACUGCCACGGAGACGAAGGUUUACCCUACAACAUCGCCGGUUGCCACAGACCCCUACUUGGCCUCGCCUUUGUCGACUGGUCCUUCGACCAUCUCGCCCACUGGGGGCACUCGGAGCAAGCCGGGACAUGCCCCUUUGGGAACACGGCAGUCGGUGAAGAGGUUGCCAACAAGGGGAACCUCACCGACGGCAGUUACAGGACCCACCUUGGCGGACAAGCUCUUGCAGCGCCGUGGCUUGGACCCCUCAGCAGCAUUGGGCAGUGCAGAUGCUGCCAACCCCGGCUUGAUGGCGAUGCCUCUGAGCGGCGCUAUCCUCUUGGACGACGACCCGGACCUCGAGACGGAUACCACACUAUGUUUCUCAGUCAUGGAGAUUGCAAAGAUGGCGACGUCUGACAGCACGCAAUGCAUCAUGCACUGGAAGUUGUUGGUCAUUGCCUAUAUGCGAAAGGAAGCUGUGGGAGCUGCCGUAAGUGCCUCAUCCCACGUUUUUCAUCUUGCUUGGUCCCUUUCGGGCUUGGACAAGCAGGUUCUCUUUUCUUCAACGGAUGCUUUUGACGUCACUGCUGAAACCGCUACACAGGGCGUUGAGUCAAUGGUGACUUCUCCACUCUUCGUCGACGGCGAGGAUCAUGUAUUUUUGCCAAUGGAGCUUGCGACAAAGGAAGGCAGAGUUACGGCCACUCGUGCCAUGCCUCAUGCUUCUAGAUGGUCACUGUCCCUUUCGGCCUUGGACAGGCAACCAGCUACAAGCCGUUUGGCCACUCCACUCGGGGGGCAAUAUGAGCCAUGUUAUAAGUACAUGCGUGACAAGAUGACACAUUGGAGAUUGCUGCUGGUCAAAGGCAGCGACUCUCCUGACAACCAGGACGAUGCGAUCGCCGCGAAACAGCUCCAGUCCCUGUCGGCCUUGGACAGGAGCCUUGCAACCCAAAAGCAAAUCGACCCUGAGUACCUCAUGCCCGGGGUUCCUCUUCACGAGACCUUUGACUUCCCGCACUUUGCUAGGCCGUGUGACUCCAUCGUUGUCGAGUGCCCGCUCCACGACGACCAUGACCAUGUGCAAGCGACCUGGCCCAUCCCUCUCGAUGACCUGGAGCUGCGCUACAUGCUCGUUGGGGCUGCGCUCUCAUGGUUGGCCCUUCUAUGGGCAGCUUUGACGCAGGCCUUGUUCUUCGCUGUCCCUUUGCGAGGCGGUGACAGAAAUGUUGACAACCUCAUCCGCGGAGCGAGACGGGUGACGGGAAGGCAUUUGAGUAUCCUGGUCGCCCUGGCUGCCUUUUCACCUUCACAAGCGGCUGGCACCUAUACCAGUGAUGCAACUGUGAGGCAUGGUGAUGCUACAUCUGGCUGGGCUUGGGGACCGCCGCCUUCUGCGGCGUCACGCAACUCUGCGGAGGCGCCGGAACUCACAGCCUCGAGACCGGACUUUCUGCUUGAGCUGCCCCUUGAUGACACCGCCCAGCUGGUCAUCGGAGCCAUCGAGGACAUGCUGACCUCUCCAGAAGCGCAAACUGAAACGGUGGGCCCACUCCCCUUUCAGGGACUGGUCCCCUUUCAGAUACUUCGACAUGGAAGACAACCCAUACAUGUGGCUUUGGAGGUGACCGCAGAGCACGACCUCCUCACGAUUGGGCUAUCAUUGCGUGCUGAGCUUCUAGGGCAGCUAAAUGGCGAUGUCGUACCGGUCAUUCCGCAGCCAAAUGACGGCUAUGCAACCUGGCUGGAGAUACCAAACUGGGUGCCGGCCUCGAACUAUGAGCUGGUCGUCGUAGACGGGCGCCCAGUUGGCUGGCCCCUGGCUCCGAUAUACAUCAGCGACGGGGAAACCGUCGCUAGGCACAUCAUCGAGCAGUAUGUGAACCACGGGGCCCCUGACGACAUGGCGGUCUUUGUGGGCGGCACGAAUCUUCCCUUGAUUGACGACGACCAGAUUCCCAGCUACCCGGGUUUGCUUCUGCAGCUGUCAGUUGCGCCAGAGGUACAAUGGGAGCCAACCAUGAUACCGAGACUGCGUCAGCUCAUGCGUUGCGGACAGAAUCUUGGCCAUCUCCGGCCGGGACUCUUCGUCCCUGAUAGAGGCCCGUGUGACCGAAGCUACAUUUUCGUCCUUUACACCCAUGGCGUUGACUUUCUUCAGUGGCACCCUGGACAGACUGAAGAGCACCUUAGGGCAAUUGGGGCCGAAGCUUUGGGCAUGCCAGCAGAGCGCAUUGAUAUCCUUCACCCACAGCAACUGCCUGAUGAUGUGGCGUUUAUGGGGCGACGUAUAGUCCAGACAGUCGCUAUCCACCGGCGAGAUCCACAUCACUGCUUUGUGCUGACUGACGGAAGAGGAGCCGGGCUGCACCUGCGCCUGGAAGGCCUGGAAGAGCAACAGGCUGCGGCGCAACGCUUGAUCGAGCACAAUUCCCUCAUUCCACCGCAGGGCUGGCAUGCAGAGGUCAGAACUGAACGUGGACACUUUGAGGUUGAUGAUAUUCUUCCCGUCAGAGAAGGAGAUGUGCUCAGACUUCUUUUCCGAAAGGAUGAGGACCGCCUUUGGAGGCACUUCCCCAAUGACACCCACGACUCUGGCACUAAUAUGGGCGACGAGGAUAGCGACGCUUCAAGGAGCCGUACCCCCCUACCCCGAGGCAGGGGCAACAAUGUCGACAAGGCUGAGGAGCGGGACAAGCAGCGCCAAAUCCCAACGCUUACACCUUGGCAUCGGUUGCUGGGCGAAGCUGGGAGCGAGAGACCGCUCAUCACCGUGUUGGAGGAGGGUAGGAGUUUCUUCCUUCAUCAGUGCGAGCAGCUCGUUGAUUGGAUUUCCAGCCGGGCCCACUCAGAACCAGCCGUGGUGAUCCGUUGCUUGACCCUGAUGGACAAGGUUGGGCCGGCCAACUUUGACAUAUCGGGUCAGCCUGGUAUCCCACUGGUCAACAAACCCCACCUCCGGGAACUCCUGAGACCCUGGCUCACCCCGUGGUUCGAGGCACCCCUCCACAAUAUUGACCUCCAUCCGGCAACGUCUGCAGCUACCGCUUCCUUAUGCUGGCCUGCUGAUAUUCUUCAGCGCUGCAGACAGUGCAUGGAGAUCUACACCGACGGGUCCUACAGCGAUGCACAUGGAUGUGGCUGGGCUGCAGCGGCAUUACUUGUUGACAAGGACACCGGCGAGCAGGCCAUACCGGGUGCCAUCGGCGGGCAGGUCACCUCUGACCCGACGCACCCACACUAUUUAGGAGCGCUGUCGAGUGAUGCUGGCACGGCUGAGAGGCUGACCCCCUGUCAAAAUGCCUGCGUGGUACCUUUCUCUUCCUGGAAGCCCUCCGUGGCAAGGGUCGCCUACCAGCAUAUCAAAUCCCACACUGGCCAUCCUUGGAACGAAUAUGCUGACACUCUUGCUGGCCUUGCUGCAAAGGGCUGCAACCUUCUAGCUGCCCCACCAAGCAAUGUGGCCUCCAAGCUGCUGGAGGGUGGCAUUCAGUGGUUCUGGGCCGCGGUCGACAAAGAUGCUGCAGUGGCCUUUCCCUUGGACAACGAGGGCUGCUUGCAAUGGAAUGAUGACUGUUGGCUUCAUCAGGAACCGGAGCUUGAGCCAAAGGACCUGAUCCCGACCAGACCCCUUCUCUCGAACAGAUUUGCACAGGGCCCUUCUCAUAUGAGGUGUAUAUCGGCCAACGCCCAGGGGCUGGCCGGCAAAUACCGGUAUUUGGAAGAGCAGCUGCAGUCUGGCUACAAUGUGGCUAUGUUCCAGGAGGCUAAGGGUCACACUGGCCUCACGGAAUCAGGAGCCUUUCUCAGAUAUGCCUCAGAAUCUGGAGGUAUAUGGGGUUGUGAAAUAUGGGUCAACAAAAUGCUCGGACUUGGCACCACUUCUCACAGACCCAUACCAGUCUCUCCUGUUGACAUCAGUGUGAUUCUGGAUGCACCGCGCAUAUUGGCACUGACCAUUAAUGGCCCAACUACUCGGAUCCUCCUCGUCUCAGCACACUGUCCCCACAAACAAAGGCCACCCAGCGAGCGGGACGGCUUCUUCAAACAUUUGGACUCCAUUUCGCCUGCUUUUUCUGACUAUGCCUUAGUGGUAAUUGGCAUCGACCUCAAUGGACGAAUGCCAACCAACUAUGAAAAUGUGACGGGCAGCAAUGCUGAGGACAUACCCGAUGAGCUGGGUGCUCAAUUUGCGGCUUGGCUUGCCUCCCAGGCCCUGGUCGUCCCUUCCACCUUCGAGGCCACACAUGUUGGCAGAAACCACACCUGGCAACAUACGACGGGAGCUACGAGCCGCAUCGACUACCUCUGUGUUGGAGGAUAUGGCAGAGCCUGUGCUGAUGCUUCAUGGGUCGACCUCCAAGUCGACCUCGCCAAUCGACAGGAGGACCACUCCCCGGUUGCUCUCUCAAUAUUCUGGCAUCAGGACAAAGCAGGCCCUCCAACUGCCAUUCGGAGGAAACGAUUUGACAGAGCCAAAAUGAUGAGCAACGAAGGACGCCGCAUCCUCAAGACAGCGCUGCAAAACAUACCGCCCAUUGACUGGGCUUCGCAUCCGGAUGCCCACUGCCGACAAGUUGAACAAUGUGUUCAAGAGAUUCUUGACGACAACUUCAUCGCUCCGGUCAAUGGGCCUAGGUCGGAAUACAUUCAGCCCCGGACCUGGGAACUUCGGCAAAGCAGACUCGCCCUAAAGAGACGAGUUGCGAUGACGCCUGCUGAACGACAGUGGAUCAGUGUGCAAGCGGCCCUGCAAUGGUGGACGCGGGGAAACAAAUGCCUCUUGCAAUGGUGGCAGAAGAGAUCGCUUCUCUAUGACGUUUUCGCAGCUGCUCUGUCCUUUUCCGGUUCCAAGCUGAAAGCGGCCCUCCGGGCGGAUAAAAACAGCUAUCUUGCCCGUCUGGCGCAACCAAAUGGCAGCGGCAACGCUGCCAAUGUUCUGGCGGCCUUGAAAAGAGCGGGUAUAGGCAAGCGCAACAGAGGGGCUUUCGGGCGACCUCUGCCAUCCUUGGCCGACCCUGCGGACAAAGGUCGAACCCAGCGAGAAGUCUUGGACGAUAUCUGGACUGGUCACUUCGGGGCGCAGGAGCAUGGAGAGGCGACGCCAACCGAAGUUUUCUUGCAGGAGGCUGCAAUCUUCCGACUCCCACACGUGGACUAUGAGCUCGACUAUGACCUCAUCCCUGACCUGACAGAGGUUGAGGAGCUCUGUCGAGGGGUUGCGGCUGGCAAGGCAAGCGGCAUCGACAACGUCCCAGCUGAGCUCUUCAGGGCUGCCCCGCAGGAGGCUGCACGUUUAUACCAGCCACUGUAUGCCAAGUCCAUUCUGGCUUGCACGCAACCUGUGCAAUGGCGUGGCGGGCUGCUGCAGGAGGCGUUCAAAGGUUCAGGGCUCCCCUCUGCCCUGGACUCAUAUCGAUCCCUUUUCAUAUCAUCCAUUCCAGGCAAAAUCCUACACAAACACUUGAGGUCGAGGAUGGGAGAUUUGCUUGAGAAACAACUGGGGCCGCUCCAUUGCGGGGCACGGCCCGGAGCGCCAGUGACACUCGCGGCUGCCUCUAUUGCCUUUCUGCAGCGUAUCUGCCAGCAGAAGCAAUGGUCCAUGGCUUGCCUAUUUCUGGACGCCCGUGCUGCUUACUACAAAGUCCUGCGAGAAGUCGCUAUGGGUCAGCUCAACUCCGAUGCUUGGACUGUCAAGGUCUUCCAACACUUUGGGCUGCCGCCAGAAGCCCUGGGUGACUUGACGCAGACUGUCCAACAGGGAGGCAUGCUGGCAGAUGGACAGAUGUCAGGGCAUCUUCGGCGACUGGUGCAAGACAUGUAUGUGCAAUCCUGGUUCGUCACACCGUAUGGUUCUGGAGCUCGCAUAUGCCGAACACACACCGGAUCACGCCCUGGAGAGACAUGGGCAGAUGUGGUUUUCGCCUUUGUAAUGCACAGAAUCCUUUGCCGUGUGCGGGAGGCACUUGAUGCGGAAGGGGCACUUUUCCGGCUAUCGCACGAUGGAAAUGCGUCGCCCUGGCCGGAGCAAGAAGCCAGUGGCGAGGCUGAGUUCUUGUCCGCGGUGUGGGCGGACGACGCGGCCUUUCCCAUGGCAGACAACGAUGCUGAGGCCACCAUUCGCCGAGCGCGAGCUGUUGUCGGAACUGUGCUUACAGUGUGCCGGCACCACGGCAUCGAAGCAAACCUGAAGCCGGGCAAGACUUCGCUCCUUGUCAAGUUGCGAGGCCGAGGCUCCCAGCGAGCGGCGCGGGAAGCCUUCCCGAGCAAAGCCUCGCACCUGGAAGAGCUGGACUUGCCACGCACUUUUUCAAUAUACAUGGCAGGACUGCAGGAUACAGAGAGGUUGCCAAGGGUUCCAUUUGUCGUGGUUGCGAGACGGACUUUCACAGCUACUGCCGACUCUUGGUGCACCUCCGCUCUGCUACGUCAUGUGUGGAUAAGCUGCAAGCAGCCGGGCGAACAGUUGAACGUCCUGAACCAGGCUUUGGCAGCAAGGAAUGGCGACGGCGACAACAACAUGAAUUCCAUGCAGCUCCUCCAAGAGCUGCAGAGCCAGAAGAGCUACAGGGGCCUGCUCCACCUCGACGAUGCCGAGAUCCACAACAACGGCCACGACUUCAUGAUCAAGCUCCUGUCCAAGUACCCGCUCUACCCGGAAGAGUGCUUUCAUGUGGUCAACGCUCUGGCCGCUCAGCUACGUACAGAUGCAGAAGUCACUGAGGCUCUGCGAUGGUCUGAGGGGCUCAAGUCCUGGGUGGUUUCCACACUCAGUACCUUUGAAAGAAGCUUCGUUGGCUUCUCGAUGAAGGAGACACCGGAGAUGGAGGCUGAGGGCUUGCAAGCCUUCCGAACCCCAUAUGCAUGGGACAAGCUCCUUGAACAUGUGCAGUUACAUAGGCCUAUCCAGGAGACCCGUUUCCUCAGCAGCGCCUUCGGCGCACCUUUUGCGGCUGCUGUGCAGUACGGCUCUGAAACGGCGCUGCCUUGUGAUUCAGACUUCAGACCUAUGGAGGCCUUGGCCAACAAGGGGAGACGGGCGUGA
This is a messenger RNA of Symbiodinium natans, 7734 nucleotides long. NCBI's taxonomy places the organism in Eukaryota, Dinophyceae, Suessiales, Symbiodiniaceae. The record is from the annotation of a GenBank genome assembly.